CUAUCAGCUUCCGCGUUCGCGCUGGCCCGAGUCCGCCGGGUUGGAGGGCGAGGGCGCAGGGUCCCAUGCUUCGCACGUCCCAGCCCGCCCGCCGGCGGGGUCCGCUGGGUUCGGGUCUGCCGCCCCCCGGGGGACCUAAUGGCCUCGGAAAGCCUGGAGGGGCAGCUGGUGGCCGUGCUAGGGGGCCAGGGGCUGCCGGUGCAGCGCUGUGACUCAGAGCCGGCGGGCGAGCCCCGGGCUCCCGUGCGGCUGCGGAGGGAUGUCUGCUACGUGGUGCUGGCCGUGUUCCUCAACGAGCAGGAUGAGGUGCUGCUGAUCCAGGAGGCUAAGAGGGAGUGCCGAGGGUCAUGGUACCUUCCUGCAGGGCGAAUGGAGCCCGGGGAGACCAUCGUGGAGGCGCUGCAGCGGGAGGUGAGGGAGGAGGCUGGGCUGCACUGUGAGCCCGUGACGCUGCUGUCCAUGGAGGAGCGGGGUCCCUCCUGGAUCCGCUUCGUGUUCCUCGCUCGCGCCACAGGUGGAAUUCUCAAGACGCUGAAGGAGGCAGAUGCCGAGUCUCUGCAGGCUGGCUGGUACCCGAGGAUCUCCCUGCCCAGUCCGCUUCGAGCCCAUGACAUUCUGUACCUGAUUGAGCUGGCCGCCAAGUACCACCAGCAGGCUAGGCACCCUCUGGUUCUGCCCCAGGAGUUGCCUUGCAGUGUGAUAUGCCUGAGGCUUGUUGUCACUUUUACCAGUGUCCAGACUGUGUGGGUACUGGUGGGCAUGGUGGGGAUACCACACUUGCCCAUUGCUGCCUGUGGCUUUACCCUGAUGGAGCAGAGGGGUGGCAUCAAGGUGGCCAUCCUGCGGCUGCUGCAGGAGUGUCUGACCCUUCACAAUUUGACAGUGGAAACCAAGGGGUUGCUUGGGUUGCAGCACCUGGGCAGAGACCAAACAGAUGGCAUCUGCCUCAAUGCCCUGGUGACAGUGGCUUUUCGGAACCCAGGAAGCCAAGAUGAGCCCCCUAAGAUUCGGGGUGAGAACUACUUUUGGUGGAAGGUGAUAGAGGGAGACCUACAGAGCCAGCUUCUCCAGAGGCUCCAGGAAUCUUCUGUUGUCCCUGUAAACAGAUAGGGAGGGGCCAGUAGGCGUCAGGAACUGGGCAGCUGCAUCCUCUCCAUGGGACUCUGCCUCCUCUGAGGCUGACAAGAGGCUGGCAGUCAGGGAUCCUGAUGCAGAGGGUGCAGGACCGGUUCUCCUGGCCAAAGGGUACUUCAUGCAGCCGACCCCCACUUUGCACCAAAAGAACAGUGCCUUUAACUAAACGAGGAGCGCAGAGCUCAAAGGCCUGACUGCCUUGAGGCCAUAUGGAUGCUUCUUCCAGAGUCCAGGAGCUUUCUGAACCCCUUGCCCACCACACUGAAGAUCUUCACACUGAUCCUUUUGGACUUGGAGAGGAAUAUAGGGAGGUCCUCAAAAGAGGGCCCCAUAAAAAAUGUUUUUAAAAAAAUAAAAAUAAGAGGACCGCAUGCUAUGUAAAUAAUGUUUUUUACCCUUCCUUUCCUGCCUAAAUAUCUCUUGGAAAGAAUAAAGGGGCUCUUGCUGGAACUGCUGCUCCCUUCUGACACUGCAAGGUACUGCUGUCUCCUCCAGCCCAAGCUACUGGACUGUCUCUAGGCAGGAGGUGGCUGUGAGAGAACCAGUUCCCUAAUGGAACUACAGCUCAGACCCGUAUGGGUUGAGCAGUAGGGAUUCCAGGAAGCUGCAGAUGGGAUGGAAGCCAGACAUGUUUCUUUCCUCCCAAACUUCCAUGCUCUGAUCCCUAUCCACCUGCUCUUCUGCCUCUGCCUUUACACUUUCAGCCCAAUGUGGACUAAAGCUUUUGGUUUCAGCAAAGCCCAGCAAAGAGUAAUAGAAUUUUUAUUUAUUUUUUUUUUAAAUAAAAGCUUUACUGGAAAACCAAA
Messenger RNA from Cavia porcellus (domestic guinea pig), 1940 nucleotides. RefSeq names its product nudix hydrolase 18 (gene Nudt18). The transcript has 3 exons. The record is from RefSeq and is a predicted model, not a curated record. Gene Ontology annotation, molecular function: 8-oxo-dGDP phosphatase activity; 8-oxo-GDP phosphatase activity; magnesium ion binding. Bases 139 to 1110 code for a protein of 323 amino acids. NCBI's taxonomy places the organism in Eukaryota, Metazoa, Chordata, Mammalia, Rodentia, Caviidae.